Molecule: messenger RNA, 6536 nt
Organism: Labeo rohita (rohu)
Lineage: Eukaryota; Metazoa; Chordata; Actinopteri; Cypriniformes; Cyprinidae
Gene: kcnt2b
Product: potassium channel subfamily T member 2
Exons: 29
Coding region: 1364-5110 (1248 amino acids)
Biological process (GO): potassium ion transport
Cellular component (GO): membrane
Molecular function (GO): intracellular sodium-activated potassium channel activity
Source: RefSeq, a predicted model, not a curated record
CAAACAAACAAAAAAACAAAUACCUAAAGGGUUUUUCUGUAGAACAGCAGGCAGUUUAACUGUUCAGCACAAACAAGGGACUCAUGAACAACUAUCACUAAACAACAAAAAACAGCUGUGCAUCAUUCAGGUAACAACACAGUGUUAAGAAUCUAGCGUAUGUAAACUUUUGAACAGGGUCAUUGUUAUAAAUUCAACUAUAUUCUCUUGUUGACCAUGUGUAAAUGUCUUUUAUGUGAAAUAUCUUAUUCAGGUCAGUGCUAAAUAAAAAAUAAUGUGCAUUUUGUAUGACCUCUCUUAUUUUGGUAAAAUAAUUAACAUUUUGCAGAUUCUGCAAGGUGUAUGUAAACUUUUGACCUUAUAUAUAUAUAUAUAUGGUGGUGUUCUAGGCCUAUUACAAAUCUUAUCUGGGAUUGUAAAAGCACUAUAUAUAUAGUAUAGUUGGAAGUAUAGUUUACAUUUUGUUUGCUUGUUUCAUAUUCAGUAUGAAAGUUGAAAUAAAACAGUAAUAAAACAAUGCUAAGUCAACAUAUGUCAGACGUAACUGGUCAAGUAUGUACGAGUCAAGGGUUUGAUUCCCAAAUGUGUACCUUAAAUUCACUGCAAUUCAUUUUGAAUAAAAGUGUCUACCAAAUAUGUAAACACAAAUGUUAAAUAACAAUCUAAUGUUGGUUCCACAUGUUUGCAUCCUCAGUUAAUGAUAAAAUAAGCCUGGCAUUAUAAUCUCUACCAAAUUGAUGAACAAUGUAUCACUGGAAAGUUAUUAAGGUCUGAUUGUAAAUAAAUGAUCAGCAUUUAUAUUCCUCUAGGGAGUUUCAAAAGCGUGUGCAACAGUAAUGCCUUGCACCCAUCAGAGAGCUAAUUGAAUAGCCUAAUUUGGACAUUUGUAUGGCUUAAACAAAAACAUUUUUACAGAGGAAUCCAUUUAAGUGCUUUACCAAAAGCACACGCUUCCCAUUUCUGCUUUUAAACCAUCUAGUAAACAAUUGUAAGUGCACGUAAACACAUUUCUAUUUGUGUUUCGAAAGAAUUGCCUGUGGUGAUCGGCAUCUUGCCACUGCAGAUGCUGGACGGGCAUCGUGUGGAACAUGAGCUGCAAUAUUUCUCUUCACCCAGUUCCAGAUCUCUGUUUGUUGCAGUCUGUGGAGCGAAAUGAAAAAGCACCGGAGCUGCGACUCCUCCAGUUGCUCUCCCCCUCACUGUGCAAGUCAUUUAUAAUUCUGGAUUAAGUCAGCGCAGAUAGCGAGGUCAACCACAGCCGCUUGCGCACAAAAGGCAACAUCAUUUCCUUCUCAAGCUAUUAGACUUUAAUAUAGCAACAGCGCUUUGUAGCUCUCAAUUGAUUGCUUUUUAUGUUACCGCAAUGGCAAUAAGUCUAACUUUCUUGCCUCCUCUUUCACACAUGUCAUCAUUACCUGUCCUUCCCCCUUCCUCUCCAUCUCUUGUUUAUCUCCAAUCAAACAUCAUCAUUCCUUUUAGAGUGCAGGUAGAGUUCUAUGUGAAUGAAAACACUUUCAAGGAACGUCUGAAGCUGUUCUUCAUCAAAAACCAAAGAUCCAGUUUGAGAGUGCGACUCUUCAACUUCUUCCUGAAGGUUCUGAGCUGCCUGCUCUACAUCGUACGAGUCCUGCUAGACGACCCGCGGGAGGACAGAGACUGUCCUGGCUGUCUCAGACAGAAUGCCUCUGCCCACAACAGAAGCCAUUUUGACUGGUCCCUCAUUAUUUGGGUGAACAGGCCUCUGCCACUCUGGGCUCUUCAGGUGCUUGUUGCAUUCAUCAGUUUUUCAGAGACCAUGUUGCUGGUGUACCUCAGCUACAAGGGCAACGUUUGGGAGCAAGUGUUGCGCAUUCCGUUCGUUCUGGAGAUGAUCAGCGCCGUUCCUUUCGUGAUCACUGUGAUUUUGCCCUCCCUCAGAAACUUGUUCAUUCCUGUUUUCCUGAACUGCUGGCUGGCCAAACACGCUCUUGAGAACAUGAUUAAUGACCUGCACAGAGCGAUUCAGCGAACACACUCGGCCAUGUUCAACCAGGUGCUCAUUCUCAUCAGCACCCUGCUCUGCCUCAUCUUCACCUGUAUUUGUGGUAUUCAGCACUUGGAACGAGCAGGGAACAACCUGACGCUCUUUGAUUCUCUGUAUUUCUGUGUUGUCACCUUCUCAACGGUGGGAUUUGGUGAUGUUACACCUCAGAUUUGGCCCUCUCAGCUGCUGGUCGUCAUCAUGAUCUGUGUGGCUCUUAUAGUCCUACCAAUACAGUUUGAACAGUUGGCUUUCUUGUGGAUGGAGCGACAGAAGUCCGGAGGGAACUACAGUCGCUAUCGUGCCCAGACCGAGAAGCAUGUGGUGUUGUGUGUCAGCUGUCUCAAGAUAGACCUACUCAUGGACUUUCUCAACGAGUUCUUUGCGCACCCCAGACUGCAGGACUACUAUGUGGUCAUCUUAUGUCCCGCUGAGAUGGACGUUCAGGUGCGGAGGGUACUGCAUAUCCCGCUAUGGGCUCAGAGGGUCAUCUACCUGCAGGGAUCUGCUCUCAAAGAUCAGGACCUAAUGAGGGCAAAGAUGGAUGAUGCCGAGGCCUGUUUUAUCCUAAGCAACCGGUUUGAAGUGGACCGCUUUGCCGCUGACCAUCAGACCAUUCUUAGGGCUUGGGCCGUGAAGGACUUUGCCCCAAACUGCCCUCUCUACGUGCAGAUCCUCAAACCUGAGAAUAAGUUCCACAUCAAGUUCGCAGACCAUGUGGUUUGUGAGGAGGAGUUUAAGUAUGCCAUGUUGGCCCUCAACUGUGUGUGUCCUGCCACGUCCACUCUGAUCACCUUAUUGAUUCACUCCUCUAGAGGACAAACAGCAUCUUCAGAGGCCUUCAAGCAGCGAGCAGGCGCCUUCCAGCCCCUCAACAGGGAAGGCGGUGCUGGCUCCGUCGACCAAUGGCAGCGCACGUACCGGCGGUGUGCAGCCAAUGAGGUCCACCACAUUCGGCUGGAAGAGAGCAAGUUUUUUGGAGAAUAUCAGGGAAAGAGUUUUACCUUCGCUUCCUUUCACGCACAUAAGAAAUACGGCGUGUGUUUGAUCGGGGUGCGGAGGAUGGACACAGCCAACAUCCUCUUGAAUCCUGGACCCUGUCAUAUCAUGGGAGCCUCCGAUACCUGUUUCUAUAUCAACAUCUCCAAGGAGGAGAACUCAGCCUUUGUCAGGGGCCACAGAGAGCCAGUCAGGGGCCCCGGGGGCGACUCCAGAGGGGUCCCGCAGACAAUAUACCAUGGCCUCACUCGGUUACCAGUGCACAGUAUUAUAGCCAGCAUGGGCACGGUAGCCAUUGACCUGCAGGACUCCAGCGACAGCAGUCCAGAAGGCUCGGGCCCGCCGGCUCUGGGCAGCGGGACUGUGAGUAGGAGUGGCUCCAGGACAGAAGUGGGCGGCUGUAACACUCUAGCACUGCCCGCCAUGAGCAGCUCAGGGGAGGAAAGGAGACACAGCAUCGCCCCCGUCCUGGAGGUGGUAGACGGGGUGCACAGCCCUACGUUUGACCUGCUUGGAGACCAAUCGGAGGACGAGGGAGGAGAGGAGGGAAAGGAGGAAGAGGGGGGAGAGCAGAAAGGCCAGUGGUGGGGAGCACACUGCGAAUGGGUCAAAGGCUACCCGCUCAACUCUCCAUACAUCGGCAGCUCCCCUGCCCUCUGCCACCUCCUGCAGGAGAAAAUGCCAUUUUGCUGUCUGCGUCUGGACAAGGCUUGUCAUCAUAUGCCCUACGAGGACGCUCGCUCAUACGGCUUUAAAAACAAACUGAUUAUCGUCUCCGCAGAAAGCGCUGGAAACGGCCUCUAUAACUUCAUCGUCCCGCUGCGGGCGUAUUACCGGCCCAGAAAGGAGCUCAACCCAAUCGUUUUGCUACUGGAGAACGUACCUGAGGCAGAUUUCCUGGAGGCCAUCUGCUGGUUUCCUAUGGUUUUCUACACAGUGGGCUCCAUUGACAAUUUGGAUAGUCUUCUGCGUUGUGGCGUGACGUUUGCUGACACCAUGGUUGUGGUGGACAAAGAAAGCUCCAUGAUCGCCGAGGAGGAUUACAUGGCGGAUGCCAAGACCAUUGUUAAUGUUCAGACGCUCUUCAGGCUUUUUCCAGCUCUCAGUAUCAUAACUGAACUCACCCACCCGGCAAACAUGCGCUUCAUGCAGUUCAAAGUGAAAGAUCACUAUUCUCUAGCUCUCUCCAAGCUGGAAAAGAAAGAGAGAGAGAGAGGCUCUAACCUGGUGUUCAUGUUCAGAUUACCAUUCGCAGCCGGGAAGGUGUUUAGCGUCAGUAUGUUAGACACUCUGCUGUAUCAGUCCUUUGUGAAGGACUACAUGAUUUCCAUCACCAGACUGCUGCUAGGUCUCGACUCCAUGCCUGGAUCUGGUUUCCUGUGUGCUAUGAAGAUCACAGAGGAGGAUUUGUGGAUUCGCACUUAUGGCCGUCUCUACCAGAAGCUGUGUUCAUCAACAGGAGACAUCCCCAUCGGCAUCUACCGCACUGAAGCGCAUAAACUCCCCGUCUCAGAGUCUCAGGUGUCCAUCACGGUGGAGGACUACGAGGAUACGCGUGAACCCCGCGAACCUCUGCUCUGCCGCUCCGGUCUUCAUCGUAACUCCACGUCAUCCGAGCCACCCUCAUCAUCAUCUUCACAGGUCAUGGACCACCCGCUUCUGAGGAGGAAGAGCAUGCAGUGGGCGCGACGGUUGAGUCGUAAAGGUGGGCGGAGCUCCAGCGGGGCCAAGGGAAUGGGGAGCGCCGCCGAGCGCAUCAGCCAGCAGAGACUCAGCCUGUUCCGACGCUCCGAGAGACAGGAACUCAACGCUUUGGUCCGCACACGCAUGAAGCACCUGGGGCUCUCGCCAUCUGGAUUUAUCUUGUGUCCUGCUCUUCUUAUGUCAGAUGGGAUGACGGACCAGGGCAACAGACUGUCUUAUAUUCUUAUCAACCCUUCACCCGACACACGCCUGGAGCUCCAUGAUGUGGUGUAUCUGAUCAGACCAGACCUUCUGUCACCAGUGCCUAACCAGGCCGGCGGUCGCAAGCCCAGCGCAGGGCCAGCGGAGGGACACAGAUUUGACACGCAGGACAGCACACAUCUAUGAACACAUUCACCACAGGGCACCAGCACGAGAAGAUAGGGAUACUUACGUGCGUGUGUGUGUGUGUGUGUGUGUGUGUAUGGUUGAAAAAGAGAGGACAACGUGCAGAUGGGACUGUGAGCUGAAUCUACACUGUAAAAAGUGAUUCGCUUUUAGUUGCCUUCACUCAGCUUUCAUAUUAAAUAGUCACUACCACUGAAAUGAUUAAGAGAACAUGGAUUUUUAAAGCUUUCAUUGAAUCAGUUAAUGGAUGCAUUUUAUAACAACCAUCAAGAGCCUGUCAAGGUCACAUUAAAUGCCAAAAGAAGAAAACAAAAUGUGUUUUGCAUAAAUAAAAUGAACCCUUUUUAGGACCGUUUUGAAUUCUGAUCAUAUUUUCAUGAAAAUUAAAUAUAUUUUCCUCACUUUGAAAUAAUCACAGCACAUUUCACAUGAUAAAAAGUACGAUUUGUAUUCAAGAAAAUAUGGUAAUUGUAAUUAUGUAACAAUCAUAAUGGUUCUAAACGUAAACUUAUACUUUAUACAAAUUAUAUAUAUAUAUUUUUUUUUUUGACAUGGACAAAUAAAACCAAAUAAAGCUGAUUUAAGGUUAAGGAACACUGCCCAGUGCCAAAUAAGUUUCAUUUCUCAAUAUCUUGCAGGAACAUGCUUAACAUGCUUAAAAAUUAAAAAAAAAAAAAAGCCUGCUUAUUAUAAGCACCUCUGGAUUUUUUUUCUCCUUUUGAUCAUGUUUCAGUCUUGUGCUUUGCCCCAAUAGCACAAUAAAGCCUGAUGACUUCUAAUAUAACUUCUAUGGUUUCUACAAAUUACAUUAACAAAGCUUUGUUUCAGUAAAUGUAAAUGUGAUAGAUAGAGGGAGGUAAAUGUUUAAAUUAAAAGUUUAUCGAAUGUAUUUAAAAUGAUCCUAUCUAAUGUAAAAGAUAAAAGCUGCCUGUACAAGUGUCUGUACAAACCAAGAUAAAAAUGCUAUCUUAGAUAUACAGUACGAUGAGAAUGUAAAUAUAUGAUUGACACACAAAACAAACAGGGAUCAUUAAAAAGUUUUAAAAUACUAAAAGUUUUGACUUUUAAAUAUUUGUUGUCUGCACUUUUUAUUUUUUCAGGAGUAUACAAAACAAUAUCUGUUAAAUGACUGCAUAAAGUCAAGGUUUUUAAAUUAAAUUAACAUAAUAAAGUUCUCCAAAUAAAACACUGGAUUUGUUUGAAAUCACAUAAAACUUUUGUAUAUUCAAGCAACAAAUCACUUUUUACAGUGUAUCCUAAUCCUUAUUUUCUUACUAAAGGCCUUUCCAACGCAUGGACCUUGAAAAACUCAUUUACAUUUGAUUUACGCGUCAAAUUAAUUUUGAUGCCGGACAGCCGAGGCCACGUAAGUGCAUUUAUGACGUAACUCGUAUUAGUCUCUGUGCAUGUGAAUGUAUGUCGAAUA